Messenger RNA from Abrus precatorius (Indian licorice), 1758 nucleotides. Its product is annotated as probable pectinesterase/pectinesterase inhibitor 21. Bases 1 to 1758 code for a protein of 585 amino acids. NCBI's taxonomy places the organism in Eukaryota, Viridiplantae, Streptophyta, Magnoliopsida, Fabales, Fabaceae. The transcript is spliced from 2 exons. Gene Ontology annotation, molecular function: pectinesterase inhibitor activity; pectinesterase activity. Gene Ontology annotation, biological process: cell wall modification. The record is from RefSeq and is a predicted model, not a curated record.
AUGGGAGGGAGUGCACAGAAUAAGAGAAUCGCCAUCAUUGGCGUCUCUACCUUCUUGCUGGUAGCUAUGGUGGUUGCGGUGACUGUUAGUGUAAACUACAAUAAAGGUGGAUCCGACGAUGAUCCAAAAGGGGGGGACAAAUCCCACGUAGCAUCCUCGGUAAAAGCUGUGAAAACCCUUUGUGCACCCACAGAAUACAAGAAGGAAUGCGAGGAUAGUCUGAGCCAAAACGCUGGCAACACCACCGACCCAAGAGAGCUCAUAAAAAUUGCGUUCAACGUAACCAUCAACAGAAUCGGUGAGGGAUUGGAGAAAACCCAUCUCAUGCAAGAGGUAGAGAAUGACCCUAUGACCAAGGAGGCACUCGACACGUGCAAGCAACUCAUGAAUCUCUCCAUCGCCGAGUUCACAAGGUCCAUCGAUAAAUUCUCAAGGUUUGACCUCAACAACAUCGACAACAUCCUCACCAGUUUGAAGGUUUGGCUAAGCGGUGCAAUCACGUACCAAGAAACAUGCUUAGAUGCGUUCCAGAACACCACAACCGAAGCUGGUCAAAAGAUGCAGGAUGCCUUGCAAACCGCCAUGCACAUGAGUAGCAAUGGCCUUGCUAUCAUCACCGAGCUGUCAAAAACUCUCGACGAAAUGCAUGUUUCCAAACCUGGUCGUCGCCUCUUGGAGGAUGUUGCGGAUUUGCCUGUUCUUGGACACGACGACUUUGAGCUUCCCGAGUGGGUUGAUGAACGUGUUGGUUUCCGUAAACUCCUACGUAUAACGGGACGAAAACUCAUGGCACAUAUAGUUGUUGCCAAGGAUGGUUCUGGAAAUUUCACGAGCAUUGGCGAGGCUUUGAAACACGUGCCCACGAAAAACCUUAAGCCUUUUGUUAUUUACAUCAAGGAGGGCGUUUACAACGAGUACGUCGAAGUCGAAAGAAGCAUGACCCAUGUCGUUAUGAUUGGUGAUGGUGGUAAGAAGACAAGGAUCACUGGCAACAAAAACUUCAUCGAUGGAGUUGGUACCUACAGAACCGCCACUGUUGCUGUUCUUGGAGAUUACUUCGUUGCCAUUGGUAUUGGAUUUGAGAACUCAGCUGGAGCUGAAAAGCAUCAAGCAGUAGCUUUAAGGGUUCAAGCUGACAAAUCCAUUUUCUACAAAUGCCGAAUGGAUGGUUUCCAAGACACCCUUUACGCCCACGCCAUGCGUCAAUUCUACCGCGAUUGCAUAAUUUCAGGAACCAUCGACUUUGUCUUUGGUGAUGCAGUGGCUGUUCUCCAAAAUUGCACUUUUGUGGUCCGAAAACCAUUAGAAAACCAACAAUGCAUUGUGACAGCACAGGGUAGGAAAGAGAAGAACCAACCAUCAGGUAUAAUCAUCCAAGGUGGAUCCAUUGUGUCAGACCCAAAAUACUACCCAGUUAGGUUCGACAACAAAGCCUACUUGGCUCGUCCAUGGAAGAAUUUCUCAAGAACCAUUUUCAUGGAUACCUACAUUGGUGAUUUGAUCACACCCGAUGGUUACAUGCCAUGGCAAACACUAGAAGGUUUAAGCGGAAUGGACACUUGUUUCUAUGCUGAGGUCAACAACCGUGGCCCCGGUUCAGACAAAAGCAAGCGCGUACAAUGGGAAGGAAUCAAGACCCUCACAUCAGAUGACGCCAAGAAAUUCUUACCAUCAAUAUUCUUCCGUGGAGAUGAUUGGAUUAAGGUUACUAGGGUUCCUUACUACCCUGGUGUGGCCUCUCCUACUCAUAGAAAUUGA